This is a messenger RNA of Ogataea angusta, 3018 nucleotides long. RefSeq lists its product as uncharacterized. Gene Ontology annotation, molecular function: RNA binding; 3'-5'-RNA exonuclease activity. Gene Ontology annotation, cellular component: exosome (RNase complex); P-body. The record is from RefSeq and is a predicted model, not a curated record. Lineage: Eukaryota; Fungi; Ascomycota; Pichiomycetes; Pichiales; Pichiaceae. The coding region runs from base 1 to 3018 and encodes 1005 amino acids. The transcript has a single exon. Gene Ontology annotation, biological process: mRNA catabolic process.
AUGUUAAGAUAUUCAUCAAGGUUGCCGUCCCGGCUGUUGUUUUCCGGGAUAGGGCAGGUACGAUGGCGAAGAGCGGGAUCCAGGAGAACAAAGGAUAAAAGUCCCAGUUUGCAGGUAGUGAAAACCCCCGAGGAGCUGCUUCAAGAAUAUAGAAAUGUGGACAUUGACAAUUUACGCGAACAGUACGAAAACCUAAAUAAUGUCAGGUUCUGUGAGCCCAACAGGCAGUGGAUCUCCGCUAUGUUUGGCCUGGAUAGUGUUCCAGCAGAUUUCGAUUUUCUGGAUACGCCAGAAUCCCGGGGCAGAGUCCGCAGCCUUUUGAAAAAGAGGUAUGGCAGGAUGUCUACUUCGAUAUCGUUUAAAGACCUGUAUUUCACUGACAUAAACGUCGGAGACGUGGUCGAUUUAUCGCUUUCGCUGGACAGCAAUAAUCUUGCCGUUGUUGCUGAACUUCCGCAGGAUAUCAAAGACCCCCGUUACACUUUGAUCAACAAGUACGGAGAUCUGGAGUUUGUGAGCAAAAAACGUUUCCGUUUCCGACUGCCUUCUAUUUUUCCACCGGACUGGUUCAACGGUUCGGUGAUGAGCGAGCAAACAAUCCUGGCAGACCUUGGGAGCUAUGCCCAGCCCAUAGGUAAAGUGAAAUAUAAGCUCGAAGAAAACCCAGAUCGCGCUCGAAUGUUUGACGAGAUAAUCUCACAGGACAUCAAUGAUACAGAGGAACUGACCACGUACAUUGUUCCCUCUCUUCUUUCUGGAAUAUUGAGUGAGGAACUAUCCAAACUGAACAACAGGGCCUGGAGUUUGCUUCCUGACGUGAAUCUGAAGCUGGAGACUCUUCACAACGUUCUGCAGAGCUCAAACGGGCCCGUUCAGUUUAACUUUUGUGAGAUAUUCCGCGCUUGCAGCUUGGUGAAUUUGGAGGAGGUAGCAAAGGUGCUCCGUUCGAAAGACCCGCAGACAAUACAGAAGAGCAAUAAAAAACUACAUAAUCUGCUGACCCGGAUGCUGACAAUUGGAAACCAGUAUGACUGGGUGAGUCUGGGCAAGAGCCCUUUUGGAAAGGUUGGCAACACAGACAAGAUGAGUCCGGAAGCAGUUUACGCUCUCAUUCUGGGGUUGCGCAAAAAUAACCAAACGUAUGCUCAUGAUACAAAAAACAUGGUACCGAAACACGUGACCGUUGUUCCUCUGGAGACGAUUGUCGAGCACAAUAAAGUUGUGGAGGAUUACGAGGCAAACGAGGAACUGCACGGCCAGCUCACCGAGUAUAUCAUGCACAGACUCAAGGGAGGGUCUCCGAAGACACAGCCGCAGCAUUACGAGCGGAUUAUGGACAUGUAUCGACUGUACAUUGCCGGCUCUGUGAGCAGUCCUAGCUGCGAGUCUUUCUUGGUGAAGAUUGUGCGAAGACUUCCUAGCCACAACCAUCUUGAGAUCACCAGAGACGUCAUUUACGAGCUGCUUCUGAAACUAAAGGAGAUUGCACCGAAUGAGAACCCGAUUAAAUGGUGGAUAAACUUUCCUACUCCGGGAAGCGGACUUUCUCUCAAAGCAGACCUGGAGCAGGAGUUCCAUGCAAAAAUCACCAAAGACACGCUCAACAGUUUCUUUUUCGUUGACGAGGAAAUGUUCAACCAUCCACGUCCUCGUUUUUCUGACGUUGUCUACUGUAUUGACUCGGUCGACGCCAAAGAAAUCGACGACGGUGUCAGUGUGCACCAGUUGGACGAGAAUAAGUUCCUUGUUGGCGUGUUCGUUGCCGAUCCUGCCUCCUACAUCCAUCCAGAAAGCACGGUUGCAGACAUUGCGUUCGAGCGUGCGUCCACGCUUUAUUUACCCGACGUCGGAGCUGCCAACAACGGACUAUCGAUGAUGCCCGAGGCUCUGACAAAAUGUAUCCAGCUGGGUGUGCACGGGACUCCCCAGAGAGUGCUCAAGGUGAGCUAUGUGGUGGACAUUGCCAACAGAACAGCAGAGCUGGCGCCAGACGGUGUGCAGUUCGGUGUUGCUGACCAGUUCCUGAGUACCGAUUACGACUCGGUGCAUAAAAUUCUGGAGGACGCAAGCGAUGCAGACAAGAUCCUGAACGAGAUGUCCGCACGAACAAAAAUCCCAGUACCUAAGAUAUCGGCCGAUCUGAAAGCGCUGUACACUGUGGCAGACGUGCUCCGCAAGAGAGCGGAGGAAAAUGGAAGAGUCACCGUGUUUAAUAAUUUCUCGAUGGGCCGCAAGGUGGACACCAUCAAGGAGGACGCAGAGGACAUUCUCAUCAGUUUCAAGGAUAACCGCAGAAACCAGCAGCUCAAGUCCGAAGUGCUUGUUUCCGAGCUUAUGGUCAACUCCAACAGACUGAUGGGAGAAUUUUUCAAAGAGAAUAAAAUACCAGGCCUGUUCAAGAUCCAGAACAAACAGCCAACGACUCCAGAGGUGGCGCAGCAGUUGCGGGAGUUGCAGCAGAACAAGGGGACUGUGACCACUAACGAGUUCUUUUUGCUCAGCGAGUUCCUGAAUAAGUCGCACGUUGCUCCGUUCCCUGCAAGACACGAUUCUCUUGCCGUCGAGGCUUAUGCCACUGUCACGUCGCCACUGCGGAGAUUCGCCGAUCUCGUUAAUCAUUGGCAGCUGCACCGCUAUCUCGCCGAAGGCACGCCCGCCUUCAGACAGGAACAUGUCAACGCAAUGGCUUACCAUCUCGAGAUGCGCACCGACAUCGAUAAACGUGUUUCCUCGAAAAUCAUGACAUUCUACAUGUUCAAGCACCUCAAAUAUCUGCAAAAAUCCUCGAACGAGCCGCUCCGCGUCGAAUGUGUUGUUUGCAGGCCGGCUUCCGACGACGGCAUUCUAGAUGUUGUUCUACCUGACUACGGCGUGUACGGUGUGCUGGAAACCAGCCAGUCGGAUAGAAGUAGAGAGCUCUUGAGCGACAUUGAAGUGGGCGAUGUCAUCAAGGACGCCGUGAUCGUGGACAUGGACCUUCUAGAAGGUCUGCUUGUACUUAAAAGCGACAGCUACUAA